This is a messenger RNA of Plutella xylostella (diamondback moth), 1752 nucleotides long. RefSeq names its product odd skipped (gene odd). The record is from RefSeq and is a predicted model, not a curated record. Gene Ontology annotation, biological process: embryonic hindgut morphogenesis; regulation of transcription by RNA polymerase II; embryonic pattern specification. Lineage: Eukaryota; Metazoa; Arthropoda; Insecta; Lepidoptera; Plutellidae. Gene Ontology annotation, molecular function: RNA polymerase II transcription regulatory region sequence-specific DNA binding; DNA-binding transcription factor activity, RNA polymerase II-specific. Gene Ontology annotation, cellular component: nucleus.
GCGGGCGCGCGCGCGGGCCGGCCUCGCUCCACGCACACUACCUCAUACCACAUCUCGCGCUCCCCCAAGCCGGUUGUCAUCUCCCAAACCGGUUGAGCUCUGACGCCAGGUGAUACCAAAGUGCCAGCGACGUAAUAGUGAACCAGUGUUUUAGUUUUGUUUGGACAACUUGUGAACUCAGUGGAAAUGGAAGAUAAGCCGUACAGUGUUGACAGUUCGGACGAUAUCAAUAUCGACGAAGACGAGCAUAUUGAGGAGAAUCACAGUUACCCUCCGGACUUCCCGAUCGAGGCGUUGGUGAAGCUGGAGCGUCCCUCCCCUCCCCUCCCGACCCCCCCGCACACCCCCACGGACGACACCCCCCCCGCGGUGGUGGUCUCCCGCCACCAGCCGCGCGCCUGGCCGCUGCCCUACCCGUCCUACCCGCGCCCAGUCAUGAACGCACCCUACGAGAAGCUCCCAGUGCCACCGCAGGCCUACCCGCACCCCGCCAUGCAGGCCUACGUGCAAGCGCAAGUCACCGCUCUGCAGCCGACAGCGCCCUACCAAGCCAUGAUCUUCAACCAGUGGAUCAGGAACACCGCGCUGUACCACCACUCUCUGCGGUACCCGGGCGCCAUGGCCCAGAGAAUGCCCGGCCGCAACCCGCCGCCGCUCCGAGCGCCCGGCGCCCCCGGCACCAGGCCCAAGAAGCAGUUCAUCUGCAAAUACUGCAACAGACAGUUCACCAAGUCGUACAAUCUGCUGAUCCACGAGCGUACCCACACCGACGAGCGGCCCUACUCGUGCGACAUCUGCGGGAAGGCCUUCCGCAGACAAGACCACCUCAGAGACCACAGAUACAUUCACUCGAAAGAAAAGCCUUUCAAGUGUACAGAAUGCGGGAAAGGUUUCUGCCAGUCGCGGACCCUGGCGGUUCACAAGAUCCUCCACAUGGAAGAGUCUCCUCACAAGUGCCCGGUUUGCAACAAGAGCUUCAACCAGAGGUCUAACUUGAAGACGCAUUUGAUGACUCACACUGACGCCAGCAAACAUCACUUGGAGCACCUAGAUGCUUGCCAAGAGGUUUCUUCCACAAGCCAAGUUCCAGAGAGUUCUCUGUUGGACCUUUCGCACAAGCCUUCAACUCCAAAUCAGUCAUACCCACCUCAACCCGUAGCGUGUCCCUCUCAACAAUCACCUGUCGAAGCACCAAAAAAACCAUUAGGUUUCUCUAUAGAAGACAUUAUGAAGCGCUAAUUUCAAACCAUUAUUUUCAAAUAUUUGCCAAAGAUACUUGUUUCUCACCGACUGAUCACUAACAUUUCAUUGUAUAAUGCAUGAUCUCAGUAGAUUGUAAAUAACUCAUAAUAACUUUUAACAAGAUCAAUAGUAAUUCUUUGCAAAUAUUCGAAUUUCAUCUUUAUUUGAUGUAGAAAAAGACUGACAUUUAUGUUUAAAUAUUUUAUGUUAUUUGUUAUGUUUGUAUUAUUUUAUUUAUGGUGAAUUUCUUUAGUCUUAAGUUUAUAGAAAACUAAAGUUACCGAAAAGUAUUACCGACAUCUAUUCCAAAUUAUGAGGCUAUGAUGACUUCUGUUAGGAAUCCUCUCAAAGAUAUUGUAAGUAUAAUUGAUAUAGUUAUAUAGGGUAAGGUUUCAACUGUAAAUUUUGUAAAUAUGUUAAUUAGAUUAUAGUUUCUUAAGUUUGAGGCUAAACUUACAAAUUCUAAAUAUAAGUAUCUAAAAAUUAAAAGAAAAUACAAUCGUCUACUUA